Messenger RNA from Plasmodium falciparum 3D7, 765 nucleotides. RefSeq lists its product as uncharacterized. NCBI's taxonomy places the organism in Eukaryota, Apicomplexa, Aconoidasida, Haemosporida, Plasmodiidae. The record is from RefSeq and is a predicted model, not a curated record.
AUGAAUAAAUUUGAAAAUUUUUAUAAAGUACCUAUUUCAUAUAAAAAUAGAAAAAAUGAAAUAUAUAAAUAUGAUAAUUUAGAAUAUAAUAAAAUGAAAUACGGUAUGCCUGAAUAUUACAGGUGUCCAUAUUACAUGCAUGAGAAUAGGAAUUUAUAUAAUACUGAAUCAUGUUAUACACCGAAUAUAAAUGUAGGUAGAAAUUCAUUUUAUGGAAAGACUCUAGAUCCUAAUGAUAAGAUAUGUGAAGAGAAUGAUUCUGUAUAUAAUAUUUUAGAAGAGGAUCAUAAAGAGGAGUCAUUUAAAAAAAUAGAAUGUAUGAAUAAAGAAGAUGAUAGGAAGAAGAUAUAUAAUAAAGUUGAAAAAAAUGACGAUGAGAAUAUAGAUAAUAAGAAACAUAAUUAUUGUGAAAAAUAUGAAGAGGUAUAUCCAAAGGAUAGGUCAAGUAUAAAAAUUAUAUAUAAUGAUGUUGAUCAACAAAUAGAUCAUAAUUUAUAUGAUGAUGAAAAUGAAAUUGUAUGUGAUAAUGAGAUAAAGAAAAGGAAAAAAAGGGAUAGGAAAGUGUUUAUGGGAAAGUAUUUUUUUUCUGAUAUUAUAAAUACUAUUAUAUAUCCUUGUACAAAUAAAUCAUUACAAAAGUAUCAAUAUGGUUCUGUUGAGAAUAUGGAUUAUUCGCUAUAUAAUGAUAUUCAAAAGGGUCAGAAAAUACAGAAGGUAGACAAAAUAAAAAAUAAAAAGGCACCCCAAAUUAUUGUUAAAUUUUGA